AUGCUCACCUUCCCGAGGAGAACGCUCAUCCAGAGGCUCUUCAGACCCGCGGGUGCUCGUCUUUUCAGCAUCUACGAAGGCCAAACCGUGCAGGAGUCAGAACUGCUUCCACAAGAGGACGACUGGGUUAUAGAAGAGACCAACUUCUGCUUGGGAAGGAACUGCUACGUGCGCUUCCGGGAGGAGGACGAUCUUGCCAGACGUGCUCUCCAUCAAAUGGACUCCCAAUUGAACAAGAUGCAUACCAGGCUGAGGGAUGGUACCGUCAUUCCCUACAUGUCCUUCCAUCCGGAUGAGAUGGUUGAUAGGCCUGCGCCUAUCCAUACAUUCACCGAGAAGCCGUUAUUGAAGUGGACGUGGGAUGAGACCUACGAGGAGGCCUAUGAUGAUCCUGAGGCCCCCUACUACAAACGAGUACCAUACCCUGGAGACGCUCAGACAGAAGCUCCCGAGGAGGUUCUCCCCCACUACUAG
Messenger RNA from Perkinsus marinus ATCC 50983, 474 nucleotides. RefSeq lists its product as hypothetical. The transcript is spliced from 5 exons. NCBI's taxonomy places the organism in Eukaryota, Perkinsozoa, Perkinsida, Perkinsidae. The record is from RefSeq and is a predicted model, not a curated record. Bases 1 to 474 code for a protein of 157 amino acids.